Guillardia theta CCMP2712 is the source of this 1372-nucleotide messenger RNA. RefSeq lists its product as hypothetical. The transcript has 13 exons. Gene Ontology annotation, molecular function: ankyrin repeat binding; [protein]-asparagine 3-dioxygenase activity; peptidyl-histidine dioxygenase activity. The record is from RefSeq and is a predicted model, not a curated record. Gene Ontology annotation, cellular component: nucleus; cytoplasm. The coding region runs from base 411 to 1358 and encodes 315 amino acids. Gene Ontology annotation, biological process: negative regulation of Notch signaling pathway; peptidyl-aspartic acid hydroxylation. NCBI's taxonomy places the organism in Eukaryota, Cryptophyceae, Pyrenomonadales, Geminigeraceae.
ACAGGAGGAAAGAAGAGCAGUGUUGGUGGUUGAGAAGGAACGCUCAGAUUGGUUGCUGGAAAAAGGCAAAUCAGCAAGUCUUCUCAAAGGCAUUGAUCGGCUGAAACAAAAGACGGAAGGCUCACCGUCACGUCUCCUGGGAGCGUCAAGAUAUCUCAUCUUACCCCUAAACUAUCAGGAGGCAUCGGGAGAAAGCCUAGACAGCUGCUGUGACGAGCUAACAAGUCACUGAGACUGUAAUCGCUAGCUCAAGAAAUAUACUAAAAAACAAGAUCAACAUACCCAGCAACAAGAAUUCGUUCACAGGAUUUCUCUUUCAAAUUGUUAUUUCUGUGGCCUGUGUAGCUUGGUCAACAGCAGUGCACCUCGAGACAGCACCUCUGCACAGUCCUGGAUUGGUUUAUCCAAAGAUGGACGAGCACAGCAUGGCGUGCGUUCCUCCUUUUCCAUGCCAGCCUGUUCAGCGCAUCUCCUUCGAUGAUCCAGCUGUGAUAGAUUUUCUUAGAAGAUACUGGGACGAAGAGAAGAAUGCAGGGCAAUACGAAUACACACCACCAACAUCGAAGAUUCAGCAGUCUCAUGCGGGAAGAAGGCAUUACCUACAGCAGAUGUUGGUGACAGGAAUGGGAGAGAGGAUUCUAGACGAUUUUAAGCAUGUUGACUGGGGCACUGUGUACGGGUGGAAAGCGCAGUUGGGGUUUGGUGAUUUGACGACCAAUCUUCUGCUGGUUGGAACGACGGGCCAUGUGACCCCCGCACACUAUGACGAGCAACACAACUUCUUCUGCCAGCUUCAGGGACGGAACCCGGCCGAGUGGGGGAAGAUGUAUCCGUUUCCUCUCCAUCAUGCAUGUGAUAGGCAGUCCAUGGUGGACGUGUUUCGGAUGGGUUGGCCAACGUUGGACAACAAUGGAAAUUAUUUCGGUCAGAUGCCCAGCCACGAUCGAAUGCUCUUUCCAAACUUCGAUCGAGCCUCUGGAUAUGAGGCCAUCGUACAUCCCGGUGAGAUGUUGUAUAUUCCAAGCUACUGGUGGCAUCAUGUGAUCAACCUGGAAGAGACUGUCAGCCUGACGUUUUGGUUCAAAUGUCCUCCUGUUGGCGACCUUCGCCUGCCCAUUUCACAAGUACAACGAGUUGCGCUGAGGCGGAACAUUGAGAAUAUGUUCGGAAGCAUGCUGGGCAAUCGCAACGUGCAGGGACUCAUGCUGAAUCUGCUGCAUGGAGCACUCACGCCCGAACAGACGAGAGCGGUAGAGGAAGUGAAGAAGCUUUUGCGGCAUGUUUUACCUCCUGAGGAAAUCAGCGCAUUUCUGCAGGAGCUUGCGAGCAAUCGAUUUAAUCUUCCAGUGAGAAUGUGAUACUUUUCAACUUG